GGCGCGGACCAGAACCAACGGCUUCAGAACCGCGCGGCAGUGGACGCCAUACAGUCUGAUCUGUGAGAACCCACUGGGUUCGUGUUGAUUGUUGGUUUUGCGGGCGGAAGCUGCUUCAACUGUCCAGAUGGCUUCUGUUCUUCGAGUGGGUGUGCGGACAUCCGCGGGAAUAUUCGAUAGAGUGUUUUUGGGGCUCUCCGCUAGUGCAACAUUGCCACACUUCGCUGUAGCCGGAUCACUCAAUGGCAGUGUCUUAGAGGGAUCAACUGAGUUCUGGAGGCGAAAAAUGAUGGCGUUUCAUAGCUUAAUUGACCUGAAUAAUGAUGGUGUUGUUUCAUUUGAUGACUUUACCAUCUUGGCAGAUCGUUUCAUUAACUUGGGCCACUUAACACCAGCUCAAGAAGAGGACUUCAGAUCAGCUCUUAAAGUUGUCUGGGAAGAUCAGUGGGGUAAGGUGCACCCCUACAAUCUAGUCACUACUGAACAGUACCUUGAGAACAUGCAUCAUAUCAUUAAUGACAGAGAGCUGAGUCACAAGGCACAUCUCUUCUUGCCUCAUCUUUUUGAGGCUCUUGACAAGGAUAAGGAUGGACGCAUUACUGUUGAUGAGUUUAAAUUGUUUUUUGAAUGUCUUGGACGCACUGAGGAGGAUGCCAUCAUGAGCUACAAAAUAAUUGAUAUAAACGGAGACGGGCUGUUGAGUUUGAAAGAAUUUGUGCGGCUGGGAAGAGACUACUUUACAUUGGAUGAUGAAAGUCAUCCCAGCACUUUCUUUUGGGGCCCUCUGACCAUCCCUUGAAUGGGAACUUGUCAAAAUAAUUUGAAGUCUUUUUAUUGCAAGGAGCACUACCAAGAUGAAUGAGUGAGGUUAAUUGUCAAUUCGCAGGGUCCAAUCUUUUAUUAUAAGAGAAUUUUUACCACUGAAGGGGGUUCAGAGAUGACAUUUUUCAUACCACAUGAAAGGAAAAAAAAUAAAAAAGACACAUACGUAAGUCAGACUAAAUGUAUUUACUACUUGUACUAAAAUAUUUAUGUACAUUCCAAAAACUGUAGGAACUGACAUGUACCUCUUACAACUUAUGGAAAUAGUAUCACUUUGUAGUAUGUUGAGUAUCAUUAAGGUAGUGGAAUAAAAUGCAGAAGACUAGAAGUGUAAGUCAAAUAACUGUGUUGUGGAAGAAUACAGUUAACUACAGUUGUAAAAGAGUAUAUUCAACUAUUCAGAAUCAAGAUAAAACAACUGAAAAAAUAAGUAAAUACUGACCCUACAAAAGUUCAUAGACUGAUUUUGCAAAAUAGCUGUACCUAAUUACAAUGAUUUGUUGUUUACUAUGGGGAAUAGAUUGUAAAAAUUAACAAUAGAUACAUUUUUUUGAGAAUUGUUUUGAAAUUACAAACAGUACUAAAUUUGGGAAUUAAUUAACUUCAAAAGAUGCCUAUAAAAAUUAUUACAGAAAUGUAGUGGAUACACUAUGGGGUCCCAUUCAGAGAGAAUCCAACUAUACACUUUUCAUUAGAUCAGUUUCAGAAAUUACUGUCAUAGCUUGAUGCUUUGAUUAAUUCUUGUAUGAAAGUAUAAAUAUAAAAAUAAACAUGUUUUCAUUAAUACUCAAAGCUAAAUCUGAAAUCUCUAUAUAUAUAUGUGUGAAAUUCAAUCAAAUAUUUUGAAAGGUACCAAAUAGUUUAACUGUCAUGAGCAAUAAAAUUUUGCAACAUGUCAAGAUUUUUCAUUUUUAAAAAGUGUGAGUAAUCAAGGCUGAUUACUACUUGAUUUUGAUGAAUGAAUAAUGAUAUUUGAUGAAUACAUGGUACCAUAAGUGCUGAAUGCAGAUGUAUUCACAGCAAGUAAUAAAAGGAAACUUAUUUUAACACACACAAUGAUUAUUGGUUUUUAAAACUUUCAA
Messenger RNA from Gryllus bimaculatus (two-spotted cricket), 1904 nucleotides. The record is from the annotation of a GenBank genome assembly. NCBI's taxonomy places the organism in Eukaryota, Metazoa, Arthropoda, Insecta, Orthoptera, Gryllidae.